Messenger RNA from Perognathus longimembris pacificus (Pacific pocket mouse), 804 nucleotides. RefSeq names its product chromosome 11 C1orf68 homolog (gene Kplce). Lineage: Eukaryota; Metazoa; Chordata; Mammalia; Rodentia; Heteromyidae. Bases 1 to 804 code for a protein of 267 amino acids. The record is from RefSeq and is a predicted model, not a curated record. The transcript is spliced from 2 exons.
AUGUGUGACCAGCAGAAGCAGCCACAAUUCCCUCCAUCUUGUGUGAAAGGCUCGGGACUGAGCUCUGGGCAAGGUGUCGGUGGCGCCUCUGUGACCUUCCAGGCUCCAUCUCAGGCUCCAGCGGUCUACGUUCCAGGGCCUGCCCCAGUGCCAGCUCAAACCUAUGUGAAAUACCAAGUUCCAUGCCAGACCUACGUAAAGUGCCCACCUCCAUGCCAGACCAAAACCUAUGUGAAGUGCCCCCCUCCCUGCCAGACGACCUCUGUGAAGUGCCCCCCUCCCUGCCAGACGACCUCUGUGAAGUGCCCCCCUCCCUGCCAGACGACCUCUGUGAAGUGCCCCCCUCCCUGCCAGACGACCUACGUCAAAUACCCAGCUCCCUGCCAGACCCAGACAUACUAUGUCCAGUACUCUUCUCCUGGCCAGACCUACUACACUCAAGGCUCCGCAGCAGGUGGCUCCGGCUCCCAGGGCUGCUGUGUCCCUGACCCCUGCUCUGCUCCCUGCUCCACCAGUUACUGCUGCCUGGCCCCUCGGACCUUUGGGGUGAGUCCUCUGAGACGCUGGGUCCAGAGACCCCAAGGCUGUAGCACAGGAUGCUGUGAAGAUUCUGGGUGCUGCAGCUCUGGAUGUGCCAGCUCUGGGUGCUGCAGCUCUGGGUGCUGUGGCUCUGGCUGCUGCAGCUCUGGGUGCUGUGGCUCUGGGUUCCGCUGUUUAGGGAUUAUCCCCAUGAGAUCCAGAGGUCCUGCCUGCUGUGACCACGGAGAUGACUGCUGCGACACCGGAGAUGAUUGCUGCUGUUAA